AUGUAUGCUGAAUACCUAAUUUUCGUUUACGUCACGUUGGUUGUACACCACGCCAAAGCCUUACCCAAUGGAGCUCCAACCAGCGCGUGUUCAACUUUCAUGCCACGUCAUGUCAAUAGACAAAGUGGCGGAUUUCUCAGUUCACAAAGUCUGGUUGCCUCUCCGUAUUCUAUUGUUGUAUCAAGGACCAAUUUCACCAGAAAUACAGUAAUCAGAGUUCACAUUUCUGACAAUCGAACGACCCUAAAUGGAUAUCGCGGAAUACUUCUACAAGCUCGACUCAAUGAUUCAUUCAGUAAUGGAACUCAAGGAUCGUGGAUGAAUCCACCUCAGUUUACGAAACUUAUCAGAUGUAACAACCGUAAUGACGCAGUUACUCAUAGUGAGGUCAUAAACGUGAAAAAUGAAACGACUGUGUUUGAAUGGAGAGCACCGUGUGACAGAGACAUUGGAAAUGUAGUUUUCAUCGCAACCGUGGCACAAACUCGUGAACUUUUCUGGCCUCGUAUAACAUCAGAUGUUGUGAUGGAAGUGUCAAAUGUUGGAAGCGGACAAGGACCUACGCAGGCAGACGAAUGCGGGGAAAACGAAGCCUCAGUCACCUACGUAUCCAUACUAAGCUGUAUUCUGACAAUCCUGACUGCUUUGUCAAUAUCUUAGUCGGAUAGUUGAGUGGAAAAUUAGUUUAACUGAAAACAGCUAUGUACAUUAUUAACUUCAUCAUAUGUACUUUUUACAUCUACACACAACCACACCUUUUCCUUUGAUUUGAGUGACCGACCAGUGUGCAUGGAAGUGUAAUUUCAUGAGAUUGCAUUAGUGUUCGCUGGUAAGGACAUAAAUUUCAAAUGAUUGGUACAUAAAUUGUCACUGGUAGAAUAUUUAAGUGAAACUCAACAUACAAAAAAUUCAAUGAUCACAAAUGAGGUGAUUCAUAUGAUGACCGACUUCACUGGCCAGAUCUUUUUGUGUGAUUUUUGCUAUAAUAUGCGAGGGUAAGCUGAUGUAGAAAAUUCACUUCAAACUUUAAAGCGAAUUAGGAUUUUCUGUCGUGGGCUUUUUUUAUUCUGAAUAAUAUUUCAUUCAUAUCGCUUCAAAUUUACUUUGUUUGAAAUCACUGCCUCAUGUCAAAACUUUAAUUCUUUGCAAUUUUUUGAAUAUUAUCUACCAUAAACAACAUUCUAUCGACAAUCAU
Styela clava is the source of this 1195-nucleotide messenger RNA. RefSeq names its product putative defense protein 3. The record is from RefSeq and is a predicted model, not a curated record. Lineage: Eukaryota; Metazoa; Chordata; Ascidiacea; Stolidobranchia; Styelidae. Gene Ontology annotation, cellular component: membrane.